Molecule: messenger RNA, 1357 nt
Organism: Paramormyrops kingsleyae
Lineage: Eukaryota; Metazoa; Chordata; Actinopteri; Osteoglossiformes; Mormyridae
Product: ras-related protein Rab-38-like
Biological process (GO): endosome to lysosome transport; phagosome-lysosome fusion
Cellular component (GO): Golgi apparatus; phagocytic vesicle; lysosome
Molecular function (GO): GTPase activity; GTP binding
Source: RefSeq, a predicted model, not a curated record
GCCCCACCGUCCGGGGGGCGGUCCUCGGAGGCAGCGGGUAGGCAGGAGUGAAGGCAGUGUGGGUCCCGGGGGCAUUUCUUACAUACACAGCCAUGCAGAAGAGCCACAAGGAGCGUCUCUACAAAGUGCUGGUAAUCGGGGACCUGGGUGUGGGUAAGACGAGUAUCAUCAAGCGCUACGUUCAGCAGAGUUUCUCCGGCAACUACCGCGCCACCAUUGGGGUGGACUUCGCGCUGAAGGUGCUCAGCUGGGGAGGGGAGACCGUCCGCCUGCAGCUAUGGGACAUCGCCGGUCAGGAGCGUUUUGGGAACAUGACCCGGGUUUACUACAGAGAGGCCGUGGGUGCAUUUAUCGUCUUUGACGUGACCCGGCGUGCCACAUUUGAGGCGGUCACCAAGUGGAAGGAGGACCUGGACUCCAAGCUCACCCUGUCAAACGGCAGGAGAGUCAGCACCGUCCUCCUGGCCAACAAGUGUGACCACGGGUGUGAACUGCAGAGUCAUGACGCAGCCAGGAUGGAGCAGUUCUGCAGGGACAGUGGCUUCGUGGGCUGGUUCAGAACAUCAGCAAAGGACAACAUCAACAUAAAUGAGGCGGCAAACUGCCUGGUGAAGCACAUCAUUGCCAGUGAGAAGGACGUGGUGAAGUCGGUCGUGCCUGACAUCAUCUCACCAAAGCUCAGUGCAGUCAAGGACAGCGCCUGCUCUGGCUGUUUUAAGGGGUGAGGGCCAGCGGGGGGGGUGUGGUCACAUACAGAAGGGAGGCUACUUGUGGGGUGUGGCUACUCAGGGGGCAUGAACAUGCUGGGUGAAGGGCACGAUUAUUAAAUGCUGUGGCUAAAAUGCAGAAUGGCACCUUAUUUCCUCUGGGCCUCAGGGUUCCUCUACUCCAGAGGUGGGGAAUCUGAUUCAUGGAGAGCCGGUGGGGGUUUUUGGGAUGAUCUCUCAAUCGGUUGAUUAUAAAGCAGUGGUUCUCAGCUCCAGUCCGGAGGACUCGCUGUUAUUUGCACGCACACUGGCUCUCCAUGAAUUAGGUUCCCCAUCCUGCUCUACACACUCCAUGGAUCAAACAAAAGACUCCUGGUAAAUGCUCUUUUUUCCAUCAUCUGAAACAGCCAGAGCAGCAUUUGAAACAAUGAGAAAAUAAUGAACAUUUUUUGAAACCUUCCAUAAAUUUGACAGUGGGCCCACUUCUACCACGGGGGACAGGUUUAACGAGGGGGUGGUCAGCACGGUAAAAUGGAGCAACGCAGAAAGAAGUGCUGUAAUGCACCUGUACUCAUACCUGUACAAAUGGCAAAUAAAGCAUCAUUUCAUCUCCGUCACCAUGACCUUGAAUAAAUGGCUAAUUAAACCUA